AGCGUUUCUGCUGGUGAGAGAGGUGUAUGAAGAAAAGACAAAACACAACAAAGUAAAACUGGCGCGGGCGCUACUUUUAAUAAUAACUUUUUCAUAAAUUCAUAGUUACAGACCACAGUAACUAACUAUUGAAACGUGUGGUAUUAAUUUUGUUAAAUAACGUCGUUGGCAGAAUUUCAUAAUGCCAAGUACCACAUCUUUGUUGGAGACCGAGGAAACUGAGCCGGAGAUCCCGCCACUAGUUGUGCAUGCAUUCGCCGACAUAGGCCUGGAUGACCACUACAGACAGACGGAACAACCCGAGAGCCUCUUGCAUCCACGCCCGAUCUCUCAUUUCAAUGUGCUUGGUGCCGUGCUGGACCUGCAGCCUAUACAGCACCACCAUCCGACACCAACGGAAGAGGACGAAGAAAGAGCUAACGAAGACGUGUUGGGAGAGGAUGAUUUCAACAAGACGCUGCUUGUGCAGGCCCAAGUCUCGGGACUAGGCUCUGUUAUGCUACCUGGAAUGGAUACGCCCGAGACACUCUUGCUGUACAAUGAACUUGACCACGGCACACUACAACAGGCUACGGGAAUGAUGAUUUUACCAUCUGUGUAUGGAGAGCCUGGCUAUGAAGUUGAGACAUCGCUGCUCAUGCGGAGGAAGAGUGUGAACACAACAGAGUGUGUCUCGGUGCCCAGCUCAGAACAUGUUGCCGAGAUUGUCGGUAGACAGGGUUGCAAGAUCAAGGCAUUGCGAGCAAAGACCAACACCUACAUCAAGACCCCAGUGCGAGGCGAGCAGCCGGUGUUCGUGGUGACAGGGCGGAAGGAGGAUGUGGUUAUGGCCAAGAGGGAGAUCCUCUCGGCAGCUGAGCACUUCUCCCUCAUCCGUGCCUCCCGGAACAAGGCAGGUCCGAUGGCUGCAGCAGGGCCAGGGCUACCUGCUGCACCUUCCCUACCUGGUCAAACCACCAUCCAGGUGCGUGUUCCCUACCGCGUGGUGGGACUGGUGGUUGGGCCCAAGGGGGCGACCAUCAAGCGCAUCCAACAGCAGACACACACUUACAUUGUCACUCCAAGCCGAGACAAAGAGCCAGUGUUUGAGGUGACGGGCAUGCCUGAGAAUGUGGACCGAGCGCGAGAGGAGAUCGAGGCCCACAUUGCCAUACGCACAGGCAACUGUGUGGAGAUUCCAGGAGACGAGAACGACUUCCACUACAACGGCACUGACGUCAGCUUCGAGGCGGGAAGCUGUGGGGCGUGGCUGCAGUCGAACGCAGCCGCACCUGCCGGUGCCCAGCGCACCGGCAAUUGCGGUGUGCGCAUGACCGCCAACUACCGCAACGACAGCUCCAGCUCUCUGGGCAGUGGCUCCACUGACUCCUACUAUGGCGGAGGGGGGAACCGCAUGGCCGACUUCAGCCCCACUAGCCCCUUCGUCAACAAUAACAACAACAAUGUUGGGGCCAGCUUCUGGUUUGAGGAGACUCUGCUCCCCUUGGCGUCUGAGGAGCUGGCAGCACUGGGAUCUCCUGGGUUUGACCCUCUGGCCAUCACUACAGCUGCUCCUGCACCGCAGCCACAGGUGGUGUGGAGCCACUUGGAACAGGGUGUCCAGCUGUUGGGUGGUCGCCAGGCCCCUGUCCGAGACAGCCAAUCCGGCACACCUCACCUCUCCCCUGCCUUCCAAGAGGCCUUGGAACACCCCAUGGCCCAGCGGGUUCAAAGGGUCUCCCUCAGUGUCUCAGGGUCUCAAAAGUUCCCAGUCUACGGCCCCACCUUCUCGUCCUCCAGUGACAGCUCCAGCUCUCCCCCAGACUCAUGCAGAGGAGGCCAGGAAUGCAUCCGUUGCCUGGAGAGUGAGAUCAUCGCAGCCCUGAUGCCCUGCGGACACAACCUCUUCUGCAUAGAAUGCGCCAACCGCAUCUGCCAGUGCCCCGAGGCCAUCUGCCCAGUGUGUCAGGCACCAGUCACCCAGGCCAUACGGCUGAGCCUGCCCUGAGCCCUGACAGGGUUGGUUGGGGGGGGCAGAGUGGGUGGGGUGCGGGUCCACGCACGUGCCUAGUAUUGUCCUCCUGGUCAGGGAACCGAUGGGGGUCAGACCCGCUAAGUAGCAAUGGGAUUCCCUAAAAUACAUUUUAUUUUGACAUGUUAAUACUCUUCCUACCUUUUUUAUUGUGUUUUUAUUUUAAAUGUAUCACAUUUUUGGGGAUCACUUAACUUAUCCUAGGUGUUCAACUGUCUUUGAAUCAAGGUUUAAGUUGGUUGUAACAUUUUAUUUCUCUCCUGGCUUUAGGCCUUUUAUUUUUCUGUUAGUCUUUUAUUUUAUUUUUUAUAUGAGAAAAUACUUCUCCCUGUCUGCUAUUAGCUGUGCUUACAGACAGGAAGUACCAGGAUGUGCUACUUCAGUACUGCCAUGCUUUCCAUUGCAACUUGAAAACAUUAUCUGUUUACAGUAACUCGUGCCUAAUUCCACUUAAGUAAUUGAAACAUACAACCGGUUUUGUGGGCACACAGUGUUACCAUAGAACUCUAUAGAAAAAGCCUGUGGCCUUUUUAGAAAGCAUGUAUGUUAUUGAACACUAUUACUCAACCCAUACCUUCAGGAGGUCAGACUGACGAUGCAUUUGGGUAGUGACCUGGUCUUCCGUUGUGGGCAACUCAUGCUCCUAUGUAGGUGGUUGGGUUCCUGACAUUCCAGCCAUAUUAUCCAGUAUUUUUUUACCCACAUUGAACUUAACUAGUCUACACCUACCCUAGUGCGUUAAAUUGGACUAAUGGCCUCCUGACUCUGGUACCACCUCUUCAUAUGAUCUGCCUUCUCACGUUUUGAGUUUUAUCAUGUGCCCAAGCACUGACCCCAUCUCUUCUCUGCUGACAGAUGAUACCUAGUAUUCCCCCUGCUGUCAUCCUCUCAUCCCUUUUCCCAUCCGCUGUAGGCUGCAUUACACAGGCAGCCGAAUUCUGAUAUUUUGCCCAAUUAUUGGCAAAGCUCUGAUCUGAUUGGUCUGACCAAUAAUUGGGCUGACUGUAAAUGCAGCCAUAGAGGUAUGCAGCUCAGAUGUGUUAUUCUAACUUCUGGGGAAUACAUUGGUCCUAAACCUCUCAACCCCAAUCUUUACAUUUUGUGUAUGGAAUAUUGUUAAUGACAGGUAAAUAUAGACAUUUAUUUUUAUUUAACUUGAAGUUACAUUAUAUACUGUAUAUAAAUAUAUUAAAAUGUUUACAAAUAAUUAUUUUUCCUCUGUGCAGAACUGGGAGGGUGAGUUGCGGUGUACUGCAGGUUGUCAGUGAUAUUUACUUGUAUAUUUCACCAGUAUUGAAAAACGAUUAGCUGCCGUCUUGUAGUUGAAGGAAAGUGCACUUACGCAUGUUUUCAUAAUGUACCGCAUUGUACACUGCAACUGUAAAGGCCAAGGAUCAAACAUGAGCUGCAUCUGUACGCCACCAAAUUAAUGGAAUACAUGCUUCUUAAAUAUCUAUGCUGUACCAACAGUUAAAGAAUUUGCUAAUUUUACUACACUUCUGUUAUAUGUAGGGAAGACUAAUGGCAUAAAUUUAACAAAUUGAGUCAAGUUUUAAGCAAACUAUAUUUUAUGAUAAAUGGCCUUCUAAGUUGUGGCCAAAGCACUGAUUUAUAUAUUUGCUGGCCAAAGCACUGAUUUAUAUAUUUGCUGUAAAGAGAAUUAAGAGUUUUAUUUUUCUGAUAUUACUUAAUAAAGACGGUUUCAUUUAAAGCCCUG
Salvelinus namaycush (lake trout) is the source of this 3728-nucleotide messenger RNA. RefSeq names its product RNA-binding protein MEX3B. Bases 182 to 1987 code for a protein of 601 amino acids. Lineage: Eukaryota; Metazoa; Chordata; Actinopteri; Salmoniformes; Salmonidae. The transcript has 2 exons. The record is from RefSeq and is a predicted model, not a curated record. Gene Ontology annotation, molecular function: RNA binding.